Molecule: messenger RNA, 3051 nt
Organism: Colletotrichum spaethianum
Lineage: Eukaryota; Fungi; Ascomycota; Sordariomycetes; Glomerellales; Glomerellaceae
Product: leucine--tRNA ligase, cytoplasmic
Exons: 10
Coding region: 1-3051 (1016 amino acids)
Biological process (GO): leucyl-tRNA aminoacylation
Molecular function (GO): leucine-tRNA ligase activity; aminoacyl-tRNA deacylase activity; ATP binding
Source: RefSeq, a predicted model, not a curated record
AUGGCCAACGAAGCCGCCAAGGCCCUCGAGGCCCUCCAGGUCUCCAAAACCAAGGAGCUCAAGGGAACCGAGAAGCGUGACUUCCUGAUCUCUCUGGAGAAGAAGUACCAGCAGAAAUGGGCGGAGGAGAAGAUCUUCGAGGUCGACGCCCCCUCUACGAAGGACGUCCCUCUGCACUCCAUUACCGCUGAGGAGCUGCGCCAACAGCAGCCCAAAUGGAUGGGCUGCAUGGCUUUCCCUUACAUGAACGGUCGCCUCCACGCUGGUCACUUGUUCUCCGUGAGCAAGGUCGAGUUUGGUGCUGGUGUCGCCCGUAUGCAAGGAAAGCGCGCUCUGUUUCCCAUGGGAUGGCACGCCACUGGUAUGCCCAUCAAGGCUGUUGCCGACAAGCUCAAGAACGAGGUCGCCAUGUUUGGCCGUGACUUUGAGGGAUAUCAGGAGGAGGAGGUCCUCGUCGACGACAAGCCCGUCGAGGCUAAGGCGGCUCGCGACGAUAUUACCAAGUUCUCCACCAAGAAGAGCAAGGCGAAUGCCAAGACGAUCAAGGCCAAGUACCAGUUCCAAAUCAUGGAGGCCAUGGGCAUUCCCAGGCAGGAGAUCCACCUCUUUGCCGAUGCUUCCUACUGGCUCGAUUUCUUCCCUCCUCUGGCUCAGGAGGAUCUCACAAGUCUCGGUUUCAGAAUUGGUGUCGGUCCCCAGGAGUACACCGGACUCAAGAUGAAGGUCCUCGAGUGGGCACCCAAGGCUGGAGAGGCCCUUAAGUCUAAGCUUCCCGCGGACGCCAACAUCUUCCUCGUCCCGGCCACUCUUCGUCCCGAGACUAUGUAUGGCCAGAACGCCGUCUUCGUGUCUCCCAAGAUCACGUACGGUGUCUUCAAGGCCUCCGAGAAGGACUACUACAUCAUGACUCAGCGGCGGAAACUGAUGACCCCUAGCGCUGCUCGUAACAUGGCUUACCAGGGCCUUUUCGUCCAGGACGGUGUUGUCGAUCAGACUGCCGACAUUGAGGGUUCCGCCCUCAUCGGUACCCGCGUCCAUGCUCCCUUUUCUGUCCACAAGGAUGGCGUCCGAGUCCUUCCCAUGGAAUCUAUCCUGCCUACGAAAGGUACUGGUGUCGUUACUUCCGUCCCCUCGGACAGUCCCGCCGAUUGGGUCAUGACCAUGGACCUCCGCAAGAAGGCUGCAUACUACGGCAUCGAGCAGGAGUGGGCUGAGCUUGAGAUCGUCUCCAUCAUCAACACUCCUUCCGGAGACAUGAUCGCCAAGACUCUGUGCGAGCAGCUCAAGAUUGCUUCGCCCAAAGACACAGUCCAGCUUGACAAAGCCAAGGAGACUGCAUACUCCGAGGGUUAUUACAAGGGCACCAUGAACAUUGGCGAGUUCAAGGGCGAGGCUGUUGAGACCGCCAAGCCCAAGGUCCGCCAGUCCCUGAUCGACCAAGGUCUUGCGUUCGUCUACUCUGAGCCCGAGCGCAAGGUUGUCAGUCGAUCCGCAGACGACUGCAUUGUCGCCCUGAUGGACCAGUGGUACCUUGACUACGGAGAAGAGUCUUGGAAGAAGACUGCUCUCGACUGGGUUGAGAAUGCGGACGGCAAGGGCCUGAACACCUUCAGCCACGAGACCAAGAACGCCUUCCAGGGUGUUCUCAACUGGCUCAACCAGUGGGCUUGCGCGAGAUCAUAUGGUCUCGGUUCCAAGCUGCCUUGGGACCCUCAGUUCCUCGUUGAGUCGCUGAGUGACAGUACCAUUUACAUGGCUUACUACACCAUCGCCCCGUACCUCCACAAGGACAUCUUUGGCAGAGAGAAGGGCACUGGUAACAUCGGCCCCGAGCAGAUGAUUGAUGAGGUCUGGGACUACGUCUUCUGCCGCCGUGAGCUUGAUGACAAGAUUGUUUCCGAGUCAAAGAUCUCCAAAGAGACUCUCGAGAGCAUGCGCCGCUCGUUUGAGUACUUCUACCCCCUCGACCUCCGCAGCUCCGGCAAGGAUCUCAUCGGCAACCACUUGACAUUCUUCCUAUACAUCCAUCUUGCCAUUUUCACACCCGAAUACUGGCCCAGAGGUAUCCGUACCAACGGUCACUUGAUGCUCAACGGCGAGAAGAUGAGCAAGUCGACUGGUAACUUCAUGACCCUGCAGGAUGUCGCCCGCAACGAGCUUCGGACGGGCGAAUGGAACUUCUUUGACAAGGUCUUCAACAACGAGAUGAACGUCAUUGCGAAGGAAGCUAUCCAGCAAUACUCCGACACCUCUUACAAGCUGGCCCUCAAGGCUGCUUUCUACGACUUCAACAACGCCCUCUCUUUCUACCGUGAGAGCAGCGCCUCAGUCAAGAUGCACCACGAUCUAGUCAUCCGUUACAUCGAGCUCCAGUGUCUCCUUAUCGCUGUCAUCGCUCCUCACUGGGCCGAAUCCGUGUGGGUCGAGAUCCUCGGAAAGGCUACGUCGAUCCAGCAGGCUACCUUUCCCGAGAUCCCCGAGACCGACGCGGCCCUCACGGCGGCGAGAAAAUACAUCUCGGUUACGGCGUCCAACGUCAACUCUGCCGAGUCUCUCCAGCUCAAGAAGAAGGCCAAGGGCAAGGAGACGUCGUUCGACCCCAAGAAGCCCAAGAAGCUCACUAUCUUCAUGAGCGAGAAGUUCCCGCAGUGGCAGCAGGCCUACAUCGACCUCCUAAAGGAGAUGUGGAACCCCGAGACCAAGUCGGUGGAUGACAAGGCCCUCAACGGAAAGAUUGCCAAGAUGGGCGAGAUGAAGAAGGCCAUGCCGUUCGUUCAGGGUCUCAAGAGACGCCUCCAGCUGGGCGAGCCCGCGAGCGCGGUCCUCGAGCGCAAGCUGGCAUUUGACGAGAAGGCCGUGCUUGUGGACAUGAUUGACGGUCUCAAGCGCAGUGCCAACCUUGUGGAGGUGAAGAUCAUUGCAGUGGAGGAGGGCAGCAAGAAGGGCACGGAUCUGGUUACCGGGGCCGUGGAGGAGAGCCUGCCGCCCAACGCCGAUGGCGCUGUGCCGGGUGCCCCCAACUUUUUGUUUGCCAACGUGGAGUCGUCAUGA